AUGUCUGUAAUAAAGUUUUCGUGGGGACCGCACACACUAGCUAGAAAUAUGGUACGUCGACUUUCUGCCUCUUUUUAUAAAAACAACAAAGCUUUACGCUUUGAAUGUGGUCCACGCGGACGUGGUGAUUUAACGCUGGCUAAAUUUAAAAAUGUGAUGUUACACAAACUUUUGUACUUCGAAAAAAUAUUAAGAACUUUAAAUGCUGUACUUACAAAAUUAUACUGGCAAAUGUUUUUGUCUUUAAGGCUUGUUUUAGGCAUGUUUACGGAAUAUACAGCUGUAGCCAAUAGCCCGACCAUGUGCUGCCGGCCGUCGGGAUGUUACAAGCAAUAA
Messenger RNA from Spodoptera littoralis (African cotton leafworm), 336 nucleotides. The record is from the annotation of a GenBank genome assembly. Lineage: Eukaryota; Metazoa; Arthropoda; Insecta; Lepidoptera; Noctuidae.